Molecule: messenger RNA, 894 nt
Organism: Schistocerca americana (American grasshopper)
Lineage: Eukaryota; Metazoa; Arthropoda; Insecta; Orthoptera; Acrididae
Product: pro-resilin-like
Exons: 3
Coding region: 37-888 (283 amino acids)
Cellular component (GO): extracellular matrix
Source: RefSeq, a predicted model, not a curated record
GGCCACUCGCAGAGCCGCCUCUGUCUCCUACGCAACAUGAAGGUGUACGUAGUCCUGUCAGCGCUUGCUCUCUGCGUCGUCGCCGAGCCGCCAGUCGACCGGUCGUACCUGCCUCCUAGCUCUGAGUACGGACCUCCCUCGGCCUCCUCUCUCAGUGCUCAGUACGGCGCCCCAGCAGCCAAUGGCCUCAGCACGCAGUACGGAGCUCCUUCAGCCAACAGCCUCAGCAUGCAGUAUGGAGCUCCAUCAGCCAACGGCCUCAGCUCACAGUACAGUGCGCCUUCACUAACAGGGGCUGCUUUUGAUCGCUCAGGGUCUUCCAGCCAGGCUCCAGCAGCUCGCAUCUCCUCCAGCUUUGGAAGCGCCUCCUCCAGGAGGUUUGGCAGUGGUCUCUCCACUCGCUAUGGCGCUCCUUCGGCGGCUGGCCGUGCAGCAGGAUUUGCAGGACUCGGCCUGUCCACACAGUACGGCGCCCCUUCUUACUCUGGUGACGCGCUCUCCACUCAGUACGGUGCACUCUCUGGUAACGCUGGUGGCCUUUCUCCAGCGUAUGGAGUGCCUGGAUAUGGCUAUGGUCGCGCUGGAGCCCAGGAGGAUCCACUUGCCGAGCCGGCCAACUACGAGUUCAGUUACUCGGUGCAGGACGGCGAGACGCUGAGUGACUUUGGACAAGAGGAGUCCAGGCAGGGGGAGAGCGCCCAGGGCCAGUACCGCGUGCUACUGCCUGACGGCCGGAAGCAGAUCGUCUCCUACCAGGCGGACGAGGGCGGCUACAGGCCCACCGUAGAGUACCAGGACACCGGACUCACCGCCUACUCCGCCGGCGGAUACGGCUACGGCAGGGGGCGCGCCGGAGCUGGAAGUGGAAAUGGCGGAUACCACUACUAACCGACA